ACUCUCUCAGACGAGAUCAGCUGAUCGAAUGCUCCACCUUGCGGAUCGCUGCGAUCCUUGCGCUCGGUACUGAACUGAAAGCACUGAAAGUUGCGUUGUGAUCUUGUGGUUGCUGUCGGAUCAACACAUCGCCGGUACGAAUCGCUCAUUUCACCUUGUGUUUACUUCGUGCAUGCACCCGGCUAGACCACGGGUCACUGUCUCGGCAAGAAAACUAUGCAGCGAUUAGGCAAUCGCGUGUGACUCCAUGCGAGCAGCCAACGUCCAUCAUGUGAAACGAAGUUACGUCGUCUUGCGCUGCUGCUUCCUCAUCAGAAGCACAAUUCUGCAAGCAUUCUCAAGAUGCGGGUACGCUAAACGCGGCCAGAUCUGACGUCGGGAAUCAUGGAAGAUUACAAGUUUCUAUUUAAGGUCGUGCUAAUAGGUAACGCUGGUGUCGGGAAGACAUGCCUUGUCCGGAGAUUCACGCAGGGUCUAUUUCCUCCGGGUCAGGGGGCCACCAUUGGUGUCGACUUUCUCAUCAAAACUGUCGAAGUGGACGGCGAGAAAGUGAAAUUGCAGAUAUGGGACACAGCAGGACAGGAAAGGUUUCGUUCAAUCACCCAAAGCUACUACCGUAGUGCACAUGCUCUCAUUCUCGUCUAUGACAUCAGCUGCCAGCCAACAUUUGACUGCUUACCCGACUGGUUAAGGGAAAUCGAACAGUAUGCCAGCCCAAAAGUCCUACGGGCAUUAGUAGGGAACAAGAUUGACCGUGAAGACCGGGAGAUCCCAACGCACAUUGGUGAGGAGUUUGCUCGCCGGAGUGACAUGUACUUUGUGGAGACAUCGGCCAAGGAGGCUGACAACGUGGACAAGCUGUUCACCGAAAUUGCCGUGCGCCUGACGGCUGAGGCGCGUGCUACUCAUGCUCGAUACUCUGGCCGGCCAUCGUCCACAGCAGAUUCCUUGCCAGAUUUGAAGGAAGCUGCAGGAGACAAAGGGGACCACACUUGCUGCCGCAUGUUAUGAGCAUCCCAUGUUACACGCACAUGCCGUACUGGAACCGCCCUGGUGUUGGGGAACUUAGUUCCACUCACUUGACAGCAGUGGGGGCACCUUUGCCUGAAGGAGGCUCUCAAAUGACUGUGGUAUGGAUGAGUAUAGUGUAGUCACAUUCCGGUAUCAAGCUGUGGGUCAUUUUAACUCAGCUUGGAUGCAUCACGCCUAAGAGAGCCAUUGAAAAGACCUAAAUGGGAGACUAGAAACUGUUCAGUGGCAUAAGAAACCUUGCAUUUCUAUUUUCGUAGCACGUUAGGGUCAGCACUUCUCGACUCAACCGUGCAAUUCCGACAGUUUAGCACCAUUAAAAAUGACUGCUUCCUUCUGGAUAUGGGAGAGUACUUACUAAUAUUGAAGCUCAUCUUGAUGAAAAGGAGCUGCUGUAGCACGUUUCACAGUGUUCAUGACACUGAAAUCUGCCUUGCCGUCAUUGGAAAGCCUCCUUCAGCAUGCGUUGCCAGUAGUCUCUACCGAGGUUGGGAUUAUGCUGCCACUCCUUUCCCAUUUUGCUAGUGCUGCCGCCCGUCUGUUCUUGCUCUUUUGUGUGCACUCAUUGGUGAUCUUGAAAGUGUGCGAGUACUGUCGUAGGGCGUUUUAAAGUCGACAAAGGAUUGUUGGCGACCUGCUUCCAUUUGUACCCUUUGCUGUAAGCUUUCAUGAUGCCAACACUUUACCUUUGACCUGCAAGGAGCCUCUAUUUCCGUCUGUGAACAGAAGGUGUACAUUCUGUCACAUCAUCAUGGUGCAGUCGAAUCCCUGAUUGUUUUCUGUUUUUAGUGCCAGUACAGUUUUUUUUUUUCUUUUUUCCAGCCUGAUUAUCAUGAAAGCUACUUUGCAAUGAGGCAUUUCAGCAAGCGUACUGCUUAAUUGAGUGAUGCUUUACUCUUUUUCAUUAUCAGUGGUAGUAGAGCUAACUGAACUGCUUUAAGAACUUUCUUAUUUCUCUUGCUAACAUUUGACGUUAUCAGACUGCCCUUGAAGACUUUUACUUGCCACAUUUGUUCUUGUUGCUCUAAAUAUUUGUAGUUUCACUUGCUACACCAAAGGCACUGGCGUAGGACACUGGCUUUUUUGUUGUGUUGGUUUGUGUUGAAUGAAGGAACUCAAAGAUAAAUAUGAAAGUUGGAGGCAGUUUCCUUAACAUGAUGGCUGAAAAGGUGGACUGAAAGAAAAAAAAGUUGAGAGAAAGACAAGGAAUGAAGGACAGUGUUGUGUCUAUUAAUCAUUUACCACAUUUUUUUCUUCUUUUUUUUCGUUGUUUCAGUUGUCAUUCAAAGAUCAAAUCAGCAGUCCUUGUUGAUUGACCAGUUGUGCAUUAUGUCUUGGUUGUGUGUGCAUCUCAGGCCCGAAUGCAUCAAAAUUUUGUGUUGGCUGGUAGAAUCAACAGCCCCAUCAUGCCAGGAAGAACUCAUGAGAGGAUCUGAUUACUAUAAUUUGCCCAUUUAUUUAGCAGCUGUAUGCUUCAUUAUUGCAUUGAAAGGGCUUUAUAUCAAAGGUUGUGUUUUCUCAUUUGUUUGUUUUGGGGGUCUGGUUUUUAUUUUGCAGUUUUUAAAGAUUUGUGGCUGCUGUGAAAAGCCCCAAAUUUUGUCUAUGAACUGGAGUGCUUUUGAGCUCUGAUCAGCACGCACACACACAUACACUACACACACACAUGCACGCGCACACACAUACUUUAUGAUUUAUUGUUUGGUUUCUUGGCUGCUGGGGUAAUCGCUGGCUUUACCUGUCAGAUAGAACUUCUCAUUUUAUCAUUCUUAGGUUGUUGCAUUGAGAAUAUGGCAUAGAUGCAAAGUGUGCACGAAUGCGUUCUCUUAACAUCUCCGCUGUUGAUUUUCAUACCUGUGAGGUUUUGUGCUUUUCCAUGACAAAUGUUCUUGAGGAACAUGUGAAGGUUGGUAGAGACUCUCAAAAAAGGCAUUUCAAGAUUCUCGAGAAAUGAGAACUCUGCCAAACACUCCUGAGCCAAGGUAUAGCAUUGAGGGAUUGUGCAGGGUUUUUUCUUUAGUGACUCCUAAUGAACAGGGCUGUAGAAACAGAACGUCCAGACUGGUCCAGAUCUUUACCGAGUGAAAGACGGAAGGAAGAGUGUGAGAGAGUGUGAAAGAAAUGUGCCUGUAUAAUGUUCCGAAGAACAUCACUUUUAGGUGACUCAAGGAUAGCACCGUUCUUCUUGUAGUCAUUUAAGCAGUACAUCAAAGCUGUGCUUUUUCCCUUACAUUACUUAUGCAGAUGAAAUAACAUCACAGCUUGGUAAUGUUAUGAAACAGCAAGUACUAUUGCACUAUUACUUCCUAAUUUGCCUAUAUCUCGGUUUAAUCUCCUGGGACCACUUGUACAUUAAAUUGCACAUUGCCUGUAAUCCUUUUAAGUAUGAACUUGGAAAAAAAUAUGUUAAACGUUUAUCCUGCUUGUAAAUUUUGGUGUAUUUGUUUAGUGUACAGAAUUAGUUUAAUCACAUUGUUGCCAUCAGCUUUUGAGAAAAUUGACACUACUUUGAUCUAAACUACUGUGUCAUCGCAGAUGACUGAGCGAAAGCAUGAAGUGUGCUUUAAGUACCACCAAAGGACAUGAAAAUCCAGGAUGUGGGAUCAACAUGGCAACCCAGCCCACCACAUGAUGUUACAUCAUCAUCUCUGUGGUUUAGCCAAGGAAAAGUAGCUUUUACCAUUACAAACAUAAGGAGAUGGGCACUUUCGGCAUCUAACCAAGGUACUUCUACAAAGAAAAUUUCUUUUUUAAAUUCACAUUUAUAGCAUAUAAGUCGGUAAUUAAAACCCAACUUGAAGUGCUAUUAUAUUCUCAAGAUGUCUUGUGGUCUCAGGAGGUUAAUGAAUUUAUUUGCAGCUUCAUGCUCAUUAACCAGCUGCUGCAUGCGAUGCACUCUUGUGGCACUGCUGCUUAAAACUACUAUUUUGUUAAAACUGCUCAGUGUGGAUAUGGUUCCUAGACAAGUUUCAAGGUAGUGCCAUUGUCCCUCUCUCACUGCCCUCUUUCUUGUUCAAAUCCUCCUCCUGCAUGGAGUGGAACCAAGAUGUGCUCCCUGAAUGACUCCUGAAAAAAUAGCGCCUUUUUCUCUCCACAGUCACUCUGUCUCUCUACAUGGAGCACCACUAGUACACCUAAAAGGUUAAGAACUUCUCAACACACUUAAACAGCUCCUAGUUUGUGUCAUACUACAUGAUCAGUACUCAUUUUGAAACCAUAUUCCGUGCAGUCAAUCCUUAUUCAUGCGUAUAUUGGUGUAAACCAAGCUUUGGAACCUUUUCCUAAAAAGAUUAACACCACGGCUAACCGGCCUGAAAUGCCACUUGACCACACUAAGUCAGACGCACACGGGCAAUGGCAGGAGAGCACAAGGAUGAGGACAACUGCGACUAGAGGAAAGAAUGGCGCUACCUUGACACCUUUUAUCUAAGAACCUUAAGUGUGGUUCUGUUUGCCAGGUGAGCAUUACACUUGAGCAGAAUUUGUUUAACGGUAAUGAGACUUUGAACAUGACAGUCUGUUUGGCAGCUGUGAUAUUUUCUUUUUUUUGUUGUUGUUGUGUUUGUCAGAAAAUUGUAAACAAGCUCACAUCAAAGUGCCCUAGGCUUUACUUCAAUUGUUUGUUUUAUGGGAAUCAUGCCAUGCCCAGUGCUGUCAGCCCAAAUUGAAGGCUUGUUUGCAGUUCAGAUCAAUCCCUGUAUGCAAGCCACCCCAAGUCAAAACAUUUUUUUGAAGUGUGAACAUAUACUUACCCUAUUUUCCAAACACCAUUCAAUUGAGGUAGCUGGUCAUGUUAAAAAUGUGUUAUAGGUGUUUUGAGUAUCUGCUUUCAAGCUUUGCUCAACAUCUUUACUAAUGUUUUGAAAUAGUAGUCAGCAUGUUACAUUAAACUCCUUCAAACAUAAUUACUGACAUUCCAUUGUGGCCAGCGUACCUCUUUUUUUCCCUGAGACUGGGGCUUUUGACACCAUCUGUUAUCGCUGCUCAUUUAUUAGCGUGCUGCAGUGCUUCAGUUGUAUGUGUGCUACAGCAUCUGUAUUUGCAAGUUGACCUUUAGCUACAGCAGAUUGCUGCUCAUGAAAAUGUUAGUGCUUUUUUUUUUUUUUUUUGCUUUCAACACAGCUCACCCGUGUGUGGAGACGUUUUAGCAGGUGAUGUAUAUAGACACCCUAUAAGAUAGUUCCUUAUGCCACUUUUCGGUUUCCUGGCCUCUAUCGCCACUGCACUGUCCAUGAAGCAAUUUAGUGACCCAAUUUUAUCAUAUUUAUUUCAAAAGUUGUGAACUUUUAUUUGAUGAAAUAAAUAUUUUAAGUCGCUUA
Dermacentor silvarum is the source of this 5345-nucleotide messenger RNA. RefSeq names its product ras-related protein Rab-30. The coding region runs from base 385 to 1011 and encodes 208 amino acids. The record is from RefSeq and is a predicted model, not a curated record. Gene Ontology annotation, cellular component: trans-Golgi network. Gene Ontology annotation, molecular function: GTPase activity; GTP binding. The transcript has 5 exons. NCBI's taxonomy places the organism in Eukaryota, Metazoa, Arthropoda, Arachnida, Ixodida, Ixodidae.